UCCCUGUUAGUUAAGACCACCAAACAUAUAUACCAAAAAAGUUGCUCACAUUUCACAAAGAAAGACGAUGAGAAAACCAUUAGAAGCUUCCAGCUUCCAUGAUCAUGGCCAAGUUUCUUCACCAAGCUGCUAGAAAUAUGAACAAGCUUUGCAGAAAAGUUGUUCGCAUCAACGUCCGGUGGAGCAUACUCCAAAGGGUGUCGAUUAUUCGAAAGUUUUUUCGAUUCAUUUGGGACAGGAUUCUUGUCUGUUCCGUAGGAGACUCAACCCGGUACCGGAGGUUGUCCCGCCGCCGGUCGUUUCUGCCGCCGGAGGCGAUAGAGGCAGCCAUGGGAUCUUUGGAUGAUGAGUCAUCAUCGGCUUGUAGUGGGUAUGACUCGGAUUCCGAUUUGGUCACCUUGAAGAUCAGCUUGUUGGGUGAUUGCCAGAUUGGAAAAACAAGCUUUGUGAUAAAAUAUGUAGGAGAUGAGCAGGAGAAGAGAAGCUUGCAGAUGGCAGGAUUAAACUUGAUGGAUAAGACUUUAUCUGUUCAAGGUGCCAGGAUUUCAUUUAACAUAUGGGAUGUGGGAGGCGACCAUGGAUCACUCGACCAUGUUCCUGUUGCUUGUAAAGAUGCAGUAGCAAUUUUGUUUAUGUUUGAUCUUACAAGUCGGAGUACACUAAACAGUGUUAUUGGGUGGUAUAGUCAAGCAAGAAAGUGGAAUCAGACGGCAAUUCCCAUAAUAAUAGGAACAAAAUUUGAUGAUUUUGUUAGACUUCCCCCGGAUUUGCAAUGGACGAUCGUGACUCAGGCUAGGGCAUAUGCAAGGGCAAUGAAAGCGACCCUGUUCUUCUCGAGCGCCACCCACAACAUAAAUGUGAACAAGAUUUUCAAAUUCAUCAUGGCCAAGCUGUUUAACUUGCCGUGGACGGUAGAGAGAAAUCUGACUGCUGGAGAGCCCAUCAUUGACUUCUGAGGUGUUUUUUUUCUCCACUGAUUUCUUAUUCACGUGUACAAAGCUGAAGAAAAUAAAAAUAUUUUAAAAAUGCGUUUGAUCCCAGCAGAUUGACUCCAUUUUCUGGUUUUCUUUUAUGUUUUUUAAAAAAUUCUAGUUUCUACUUCUACAGUGUAAGAAAGGAAUGGAAUGAGAUAUUUGUUCCCUCUAACAGUACUGAUUCUAUCAAUGGUUGUAGCAGUACACAUGCUUUUACAUGCAGAGAAAUACAAAGAUCAGAGAAUGCUUUU
Molecule: messenger RNA, 1225 nt
Organism: Corylus avellana
Lineage: Eukaryota; Viridiplantae; Streptophyta; Magnoliopsida; Fagales; Betulaceae
Gene: SGP1
Product: Ras-related small GTP-binding family protein
Molecular function (GO): GTP binding; GTPase activity
Source: RefSeq, a predicted model, not a curated record